AUGAGCAGGAUGAAAGCUUCAACUCUUCGGCACCACCACGACGGCUUCAUCGCCAUGCUGCGGAUGGAGCUCGCUAUGGUAUUUCACGUGUCAGCCGUGACUAUGUGA
This is a messenger RNA of Phytophthora nicotianae INRA-310, 108 nucleotides long. RefSeq lists its product as hypothetical. The record is from RefSeq and is a predicted model, not a curated record. The transcript has a single exon. Bases 1 to 108 code for a protein of 35 amino acids. NCBI's taxonomy places the organism in Eukaryota, Oomycota, Peronosporomycetes, Peronosporales, Peronosporaceae.